AUGGAUCUGCGCUGGACAAGGAAGGGCUUGGUGCACGAGGACGGCGAAGCCGCAGAGCCCGCCGACGAGCCCGACGAGCCCGUCGGCGAGGACGCGGACGCGGAGCUUCCGGAGACGUGCGGGGAAAGUGCGGAGGAGGUGCUGAGCAUUGUCCGGAGCUGCAGUGUGGCUGCCAGGCUUUGGCUGCAGAGGGCUCGGCAGGCGCUGUUGGGGAAGGAGAGGAUGAGCAAGCCGUCGCCCUCCCUGGUGCAUGGCGCUCUGAUUUUGGCGCAGGUGAUGUUCGGAGGCGGCGCGGUGGUGGGGAAGCUGGGGGUGGCCCGGUUCAACCCGCUGCUCUUCGCGCUGAUCCGCGAGGCUGUGGCGGGACCCCUGCUGCUGCUUUUGGCCCUGGCCUGCGACGGCUGGCUGAUGCCGCGGCGGGAGGAUUUGCGCCUGCUUUUGGCAAUGGGCGCCUGCGUGUUCUCCAAUCAGGCCUUCUUCAUCGUGGGCACCAAGCUGGCGGGGCCCAUUGUGGCCAGCGCCUGGCAGUGCUCGCAGCCCAUCUUCACGCUGCUCAUCAGCCUGUCCCUGGGUUGGGAGGUGGCCACCGCGAGAAAGACCUGGGGCAUCUUGGCCUCCUUCGCCGGGGGGGCCUUCUUGGUGUGCUACGGCCAGCCUGUCUCCAGCCCCGCAUCCUCUGGCAACCUGCUGCUGGCGCUGAACUGCCUCGGGACCUCGCUCUAUGUGAUCUUUGGAAAGUUCGCGCUGCAGCGGUACCCCUCCCUGAGCACCACGGCGUGGUCCUACUUAUUUGCCACUGCAAUGAUGACAGCCACGGCCUUGUGCCUGAAUAGCAACUGCGCCUUUAUUCACUUCCUUUGCCCGGAGAGUGGGCACGAUGACCUGGCUUGUGGAAGCUACAGGACCUCUUGCUCACCUUGGUCUGUGCCACAGAGUGCCGUGCUUCCCUUGGUGUACUGGGUGCUUUUCAAUAGUAUGGGCGCCUACUUGCUGAUCACUUGGGCCAACCAGCAUGCUCGAGCGGGCUUUGUUUUGGCGUACACGGCCCUCCAGCCCCUCACGAGCACUACGCUCAGCGUGCUGUUGAUCUGGACCUUCGGACCCAGCGACCUGAAGCUGCCGGGCUGGAAUGCGCUGGGAGGCAUCGGGAUCCUUGCGGGGCUUGUCCUGGUGAUCGCCGACGGCAAGCACCAGCACGAGGAGGACGAGAUGCUGGAAGCGGCCAACCCGGAUCCUGCGGAGACCGAGACCAUUGGCCACUCCAACGGCUCGUGCAGGGUGCUGUGGAAGCCGCGGCCUGCAAGUUGGGAGCAUUUGCGCCUCCUUUGUGCCAUGAGCCUGUUCGGAGUGGUAGCGCUGCACCCGGACCAGGCGGCGGAGCCGGCGAUCCGCUUGGCGCUGCUGCUGAAGAAGCCCUUCGCGGUGGUGCCCUGCUGCACCUACGCUGCAGACUUUCCAAAGCGGAAGCUGCCGCGCACCGGACAGCCGGUGAGGACCUAUGGGGAGCUCCUGGAGUACUUGCAGCAGCUGGACCCUCGGAUCCAGCGUGCCGAGCUGGACUUCGAGGGCAAAAGCACUCUCCUCUACAUGAUUCCGGGGCCAUGA
Effrenium voratum is the source of this 1605-nucleotide messenger RNA. NCBI's taxonomy places the organism in Eukaryota, Dinophyceae, Suessiales, Symbiodiniaceae. The record is from the annotation of a GenBank genome assembly.